UGCAAUAGACAAAAUAUAACGAAUCGGUAGGCUUUUAACUACUUUACUUGCCAAAAUAUAAUUGCGAAUUUGCCUGCGCUGUACUGAAAGAUAUUCGAUUCUGCGCCUAUAAGCAAUCACUGAACUCAGCGCUUGCCACAGUUUAGAGAAACGAACGAAGAUACAAACGCCAACUCGCACACCGUCAUUAUCUGGGACCAAGAAAAAAAAUCCCACCAAAAGAAGUAAACGUAGGUGAAGUGUCCAAGCGCAAGGAAUGAAGUGAAAACUGGCAAACGUUUUGUUCAAGCGAAUUUAAUCAGUGCUAGUCUUAUACAUAGCUAGGUUCUCAAAACCUAACUGAUGACACCGCGGAAGGUUGAGUACGACCGUAUACGCGCACCGGCCCGGUGUCGGAGCGCACUGUCGGCGUGCUAAAAGGCAGCAGCCGGUCCGCUUUCGUGCACAGCAGAGAGCUGCUUUCCAGUGCAGAGGAGAAAGAUCAGACACAGCCUUUUAUGAAGUGCAAAGUCCAACGAGCCGCUCCAGUAUAAGUGAAAAAGAAAAUGAUUGGGGUGUUGGUGUUACUCCUUUGUGGAUUCCAUGCUGGUUUUGCUGUGACAGACUUCAGCAGGACAUAUUUGACCGGCACCACGGGACUGAGAGACCUCCCCGAGUUUGUGGCUGUGCACGUUGUGGACUAUGAAACAGUGGCCUACUUUGACAGCUCAACUAGACACUUACAGUUCAGAGAGAAGUGGCUACAGGACAACCUAGAGCAGAAGUACAUUGACUUUUACAAUAACGUCCUUAAUCGUGCCAUAGCAGAUUUGAUAAAUAAUUUGCAUUAUGUAAUGAUGCUCUACAAUCAAACAGGAGGGAUUCACACAUUCCAGCUGAUAACCGGAUGUGAUGUGAGUGAGGAUGGAAAAACUGGAGGAUUGGCAGUGUUUGGUUAUGAUGGAGAGGAUUUCACCCGCCUGGAUAUGAGCACCUACACCUGGUCUGGUGCAAGCCACCAGGCCUUUAUCUUCAAUGAAGACUGGAACCAUCGUGCAGAUAUAGUUCAAUUCUGGAAAGGAUAUCUGGAGAAUAACUGCAUUGAGCUUCUGAAGAAAUCAGUUGAUUACGGCAGAGAGAGCCUUGAGAGGAAAGUCCCUCCUGAGGUCUCUCUGCUCCGGAGGGACCCCUCCUCUCCUGUCACCUGUCUUGCCACCGGUUUCUUCCCCAAAGGAAUCGUGGUGUCCUGGCAGAAAGAUGGAGAGGACCUGCAUGAGGAUGUGGAGCUGUUGGAGACGGUGCCCAAUGAGGACGGAACAUUCCAGACCAGAAGCAGGCUGACAGUCUCACCUGCAGACCUGAAGGAGCACAAGUUCACCUGCAUUGUGGACCACAGCAGCCUGGAGAAGAUGAUUAUCAAGCCUGUGACUGACCGGGACAUAAAGAGCAAUCAGUAUCCAGAGAACUCUCUGCCUGUCGGCAUAAUCAUUGCUGUUGUGCUAGCAGUUCUUCUCGUGGCCAUCGCUGCCUUUGCUUGGUACUGGAAAUUCAGGAUGAGAAGAGGAGCGAACAUGUUGGAGGAGCUGAGGCCUUUACGCAAUCACAGCAGACGUGGAGCGUCCCAGGCCCUGACAAGAAGCCACCUCUCCACAGACCAGAGGCAGGGGCAGUCUGGUGACGAAGCUGCAGAGUGUUGUUCAAAUUCCUCCUCCGACCCCACAGCGAGGGCUUGAGGAAUCACUCUUUAUUCAGACAGGGAGGAACUGAAGGGGAGAGUGAGGAUGCCUGCCGAACAGGCAUCGGUCUCUCACACAGUGCGGAGAGCAACAACUGACAACCAAAUAUUGUUCAAAAAACAGUAAAUUCACUGAUAUGAUACUUGGGGUACAGAAAGCCAGGGAAAGAGAACAGGGGAGGGAGGGGACGGAACACCACAAAAAAAGCAAAUGCCUGACUCCUUA
Messenger RNA from Megalops cyprinoides (Indo-Pacific tarpon), 1940 nucleotides. RefSeq names its product major histocompatibility complex class I-related gene protein-like. The record is from RefSeq and is a predicted model, not a curated record. Gene Ontology annotation, biological process: immune response. The transcript has 9 exons. Gene Ontology annotation, cellular component: external side of plasma membrane. Lineage: Eukaryota; Metazoa; Chordata; Actinopteri; Elopiformes; Megalopidae. Bases 546 to 1712 code for a protein of 388 amino acids.